UCUAGAAGGGCUUAGGUCAAUCUGGAGUCUGAUUUCUCCCUCGUUCUCUCAAUGCCUUGUGCUGGGACACUGGCACGAUUGCAAAGGGUGUCCUGAGCUGAAUCAGGACUUGGAGCCACAGCCCUAGCUGUCAUUGUCACCACCGUUUCAGCUCUGGGUGCACUCAAGCCCCAUCCUUCCUUCCUUCCUUCUUCCUAGGGGCAGCUGUCUGGACCCUUGGUCAGGGCUGGUGAACUGUCUGCCAUCCCACAGUUCAGCCCUCCACCUGUGCCAUCGCAUGGAAGCUAGGAACCGGGCUCCCAGAAGACAGCUGUGCCUGCCUGGGAUCACUUGGCUGGUCCUGGCAUAUCUACUCAGCUGCCUGGUUGCCUCCAGCAAGGCCAAGGUCUUCAGUCGCUGUGAGCUGGCCAAAGAGCUGCAUGGCUUCGGUCUGGAAGGCUACCGGGGAUAUAACCUGGCUGACUGGGUCUGCCUUGCUUACUACACAAGUGGCUUCAACACAGAUGCUGUGGAUCAUGAAGCUGAUGGAAGCACCAACAAUGGCAUCUUCCAGAUCAGCAGCCGGAAGUGGUGCAAAACUCUCAGCCCAAAUGGCCCCAAUAUUUGCAGGAUCUACUGCACUGAUUUGUUGAACAAUGAUCUCAAAGAUUCUGUCAUCUGUGUCAUGAAGAUAGUUCAAGAGCCCCUGGGUCUGGGCUAUUGGGAAGCCUGGAGGCACCACUGCCAGGGCAGGGACCUCAGUGACUGGGUGGAUGGCUGUGACUUCUAGGACCCUCUCUGGAUGGAUCAAACCACACACAGCUAGCUGGGAAGUGUGGACUUGUUUCUGACCCAGGCUUGGGAAAACAAGCCAAGUAAUAAAAGUCUAAUUUAACAGAA
This is a messenger RNA of Mastomys coucha (southern multimammate mouse), 879 nucleotides long. RefSeq names its product sperm acrosome associated 3 (gene Spaca3). Gene Ontology annotation, cellular component: acrosomal vesicle; sperm flagellum. The record is from RefSeq and is a predicted model, not a curated record. Gene Ontology annotation, molecular function: lysozyme activity. Lineage: Eukaryota; Metazoa; Chordata; Mammalia; Rodentia; Muridae. Bases 278 to 769 code for a protein of 163 amino acids. The transcript is spliced from 5 exons. Gene Ontology annotation, biological process: fusion of sperm to egg plasma membrane involved in single fertilization.